Molecule: messenger RNA, 516 nt
Organism: Cooperia oncophora
Lineage: Eukaryota; Metazoa; Nematoda; Chromadorea; Rhabditida; Trichostrongylidae
Source: the annotation of a GenBank genome assembly
AUGCCGCCGUACGCCUUCCCACCAUUUACAUUCACAUCGACGCACACCACAACCACCUCCCAGCAACCGGCGAGCACCACUACGCCGGUAACAAUGCCAUACUCUGUUCCAACGCUCAACGAUGCUGGAAAACAUGAUUUCGUGGCUCCCAUUGUAUCACAAGCAGAGAGCAGUGUCCCAUUCAUUAUCGAUACAGUCCUCUCAAACAAGGAUGCUCCAUCUCCCUCCUCCGACUCCAACGCUUCUACCUACCGCGACAAUGAAAACAUAUUGGCACCAGUAGUGGAAAAAGCAGCUUUUCAACUUGCUAAACUUCUGCGAGUGAGUGACGAUGCUGUCUCUAAGAAGGAAGCGUAUCCUUUCACUGAUUUCUGGCAGGAUACAAUAAAGAGACUCUCUAACGAUGUUAAUGUUGGCCGCAUCAUUUCUCAUGCUCGAACGGCUUCGAUGAACAAGUUGAGACCAAUUUUGGAUCACCUACGCUCUGCUCGCAACUCUAUCAUGAAUUACAAUUAA